Molecule: messenger RNA, 1689 nt
Organism: Passer montanus (Eurasian tree sparrow)
Lineage: Eukaryota; Metazoa; Chordata; Aves; Passeriformes; Passeridae
Gene: S1PR4
Product: sphingosine-1-phosphate receptor 4
Exons: 2
Coding region: 290-1495 (401 amino acids)
Biological process (GO): G protein-coupled receptor signaling pathway
Cellular component (GO): membrane
Molecular function (GO): sphingosine-1-phosphate receptor activity
Source: RefSeq, a predicted model, not a curated record
AGGUAGAAGCCACACUUAUAUUGCACGAGGAGCUGUCCCCGCUACCUGCACCAUGCUGGGCCUCAGACGAGGAGCUGCAGAGCACUGCUGAACCUCCCUCGGGCAGCAAGAGCCUCCCACAAGCCAUGCCAGUGCUGCAGGGCUGGCUGACAGGGCUCUGACUCUCACCUCCACUGAGCAGGGCUGGGUUCAGCCUCACAGCUGCUCCAGCCCUCAGACAGAGGCUCUGCUCUGCACCCGACCCCUUCCAGCACCGAGCAUCCCCUGAGUGCUGUCCCAGGCUCAGAAGAUGGCUGCUCCAGUGCUGGGCUGGCUGGUGAACCACUCCCUGCUCCUCCCCCUGGACUCUGCCCAGCUGCUGGGCACAAAAUCCUCCUGCCUGCAGCUGGCCGCCACGAGGAACGUGAACAUCAUCCUGCAGCACUACAACUUCUCAGGCAAGCUCACCACCCGGCCCUCCGGCGACGAGGGCAUGGGGCCGCUCCGCAUGGCCUUCGCCAUCAUCAGCUGCCUCAUCAUCCUGGAGAACCUGCUGGUGCUGCUGGCCGUGCUGCGCUGCCUGCGGGGCCGGCGCUGGGUCUACUCCUGCAUCGCCAGCAUCACCCUCAGCGACCUGCUGGCGGGCAUCGCCUACCUCUGCAACCUCUGCCUGUCGGGCAGCAAGACCUUCCAGCUGUCCCCGCAGCUCUGGUUCCUGAGGGAGGGCAUCCUCUUCAUCGCCUUGGCCGCCUCCACCUUCAGCCUGCUGGUGACGGCCGUGGAGCGCUACAGUGCCAUGGUGAGGCCCAUCGCGGAGAACGAGGCCAGCAAGACCCUGCGCCUGCGCGGCCUCAUCGUGGCCUGCUGGCUGCUGGCCCUCGUCAUCGGGCUGCUCCCGCUGCUGGGCUGGAACUGCCUCUGUGAUUUCCAGGCCUGCUCCGUGCUCCUGCCGCUCUACUCCAAGAAUUACAUCCUCUUCUCGGUGGUGAUGUUCAGCAUCAUCCUGCUGGGCAUCAUCGGGCUCUACAUCUCCAUCUUCCACCUGGUGCAGGCCAGCUCCAGGCAAACCUGCUCCCGGCACGGCCGCCGGCGCUCGCUGCGCUUGCUGAAGACGGUGCUGAUGAUCCUGGGGGCCUUCAUCCUCUGCUGGAGCCCCCUGUUUGUCCUGCUGCUCUUUGACGUGUUCUGUGACACGGGGGCCUGCAGCCACCUGCACAGCCUGGACUGGACGCUGGCCCUGGCGCUGCUCAACUCGGGGGUCAAUCCCGUCAUUUACUCCCUGCGCAGCGUGGAGGUUCGCCGCGCCGUGGGGAGCCUGCUGUGCUGCUGCUGCCUCAGGGCCGGGCUCUGCGGGCCCGGCAGCUGCGUGGCCAUCUCGGACAUCAACUCCGGCUCCUCCACGGAGAGCUCCCUGCGCGGCCGCGACAGCUUCCGCAGCUCCGUGGCCUGGAACGCGCGGCCCAGGGCGCCUCUGUCCAGCAACUCCAGCAUGAUGAGCAACCUGCCCAGUCUGUGAGGGGCCACGGCGAGGGCACGAGGGGCCACACAGCCCCCGGGACCUCGUGGUGCUGCUGCUGGCCUGGCAGAACCGUAGCAAGGCUGGCCAGUUGUGAGCUGGGCCAGGAUCUGCAGUCCCAUCAGACUGGGGUGGACUCAGGCUGGGUGCAGCACGGGGUCAGGGAUUGCUCCCAGGCUGGGAGUGACAGACAC